Molecule: messenger RNA, 3995 nt
Organism: Vicugna pacos (alpaca)
Lineage: Eukaryota; Metazoa; Chordata; Mammalia; Artiodactyla; Camelidae
Gene: EDNRB
Product: endothelin receptor type B
Biological process (GO): vasoconstriction; endothelin receptor signaling pathway; enteric nervous system development
Cellular component (GO): plasma membrane
Molecular function (GO): endothelin receptor activity
Source: RefSeq, a predicted model, not a curated record
CGCAAGGGGCGGGAGGAGUCUGGCGGUGAUUGAUAGGGACGGGACGAAUGAAUAAAAGUACUUGUCUAGGGACAACAACGACCCCGAGCAAGCUGCGGAGGCUACACGGUCAGGCAUUCCCUCAGCGUUUCGUCAGAGCCAGACCAGCCUGCAGCUGAAGAGAGGCGUGCUCUGUUCCCGGGUAGCCUGGAACCCAGUUGCUAGCCAAGCGCGUCCCGGGAAGGAGGUCCCCGCUGGUCGCUCUGCGCCUGCUGCGUCCGGUCCGCGAGACUCAGAAAGCUGAGGAGCGGCCACCCGACGCCCACUGGAGCAGGCAGCAGCAUGCAGCCGCUGCCCAGCCUGCGCGGACGCGCCCUGGUGGCGCUGAUACUUGCCUGCGGCGUGGCAGGGGUCCAGGCAGAAGAGAGGGGAUUCCCGCCGACCACCCUGCCACUUCUGGGGACUGGAGAGAUAAUGGAACCCCCCACUAAGACCUCCUGGCCCAGGGGGUCCAACGCCAGCAUGCCAAGGUCGUCCGCACCUCCGCAGAUUAAAGGAGGGAAGAUGGCGGGAACUCCACCACGAACCCUCACCCCUCCCCAGUGCGAAGGAUCCAUCGAGAUCAAGGAGACUUUUAGAUACAUCAACACUGUGAUAUCCUGCCUGGUGUUCGUGCUGGGCAUCAUUGGUAACUCCACACUGCUGAGAAUCAUUUACAAGAACAAGUGCAUGAGAAACGGCCCUAAUAUUUUGAUAGCCAGCCUGGCCCUGGGAGACCUGCUGCACAUCAUCAUUGACAUACCCAUCAAUGUCUACAAGCUGCUCGCGAAGGACUGGCCCUUUGGAGUUGAGAUGUGUAAGCUGGUGCCUUUCAUCCAGAAGGCCUCCGUGGGAAUCACUGUGCUGAGUCUAUGUGCUCUAAGUAUUGACAGAUAUCGAGCUGUUGCUUCUUGGAGUCGAAUUAAAGGAAUCGGGGUUCCGAAAUGGACAGCAGUAGAAAUUGUUUUAAUUUGGGUGGUCUCCGUGGUUCUGGCUGUCCCUGAAGCCGUGGGCUUUGAUAUGAUUACCAUGGACUACAAAGGAAGUUCUCUGCGAAUCUGCAUGCUUCUUCCCACUCAGAAAACAGCCUUCAUGCAGUUUUACAAGACAGCUAAAGACUGGUGGCUAUUUAGUUUCUAUUUCUGCUUGCCGUUGGCCAUCACCGCAUUUUUUUAUACCCUGAUGACUUGUGAAAUGUUGAGAAAGAAGAGUGGCAUGCAAAUUGCUUUAAACGAUCACUUAAAGCAGAGGCGGGAAGUGGCCAAAACGGUAUUUUGCCUGGUCCUUGUUUUUGCCCUGUGUUGGCUUCCCCUUCAUCUCAGCAGGAUUUUGAAGCUCACUCUUUAUGAUCAUAAUGAUCACAAUAGAUGUGAACUUUUGAGCUUUUUGCUGGUAUUGGACUAUGUUGGCAUCAACAUGGCCUCCCUGAAUUCCUGUAUUAAUCCAAUAGCUCUGUACUUGGUGAGCAAAAGAUUCAAAAACUGCUUUAAGUCAUGCUUAUGCUGCUGGUGCCAGUCAUUUGAAGAAAAACAGUCCUUGGAGGAAAAGCAGUCGUGCUUAAAGUUCAAAGCUAAUGACCACGGAUAUGACAACUUCCGUUCCAGUAAUAAAUACAGCUCGUCUUGAAAGAAGGAAUAUUCACUUUCUUUAUGUUGGACAGAAAUGCUUACAACAAUGAGGCAUUUGCCAAAACAAAACAAAACAACUGUGUGUUUGCACAAAAACCAUGUAAAAAUGUAACAGUGAUUAUUUUCUUAACACUCAGAGUUACACAUGACAUUUUAUGAGCUGUUUACAGCAUGAGGAGAAAAGCAGUGAGAAUUGAGAAAAACCUCACUGUGAAAGCACUUAAUUCUUUAUAGUCAGCACUUCGCCCUAGCUCUUCAGAACUUCCAGUAUAUUCGUAAACCACUUACAUUUAAAUUGAAAGACAUUUGUUUUUUUAAAUUCAGGUGACUCUGAUAUAAAGGAAAAAUGUGUCACUGUGAAACAGCAUUUAAAAAUGAAAUUUCAAUUACUCCAUUUAAAAUUUUAAAAAUCUUUUAAAAGAACUUUUUUAUUAAUAGCGUCACACUGUUGGUUGGACUAUAAUUGGAGACAGAAUGUGAAAGCAGUUUAACUGGUGUCUUUUUUUGGACAUUAGAGACAGAUUUAAAUGAUCAGGAGAGACUAUUGGAGAGAUUGUGAUUUUUGAAAAUCAUUCAACUUUACAUUCAGAUGAGAUCAGAUGUCACAAAAGGACAGAGAGAGGUUUGGAAUACCAUCCCACAUGACUGUUUUGAACUCUCCCGUUCGUGUACUCUGCAAAGAAAAUAGUACCUACAAUUUUUUAAGGAUUAUUAGAACAGUCUUCUUUCACUAUUGUAGUUUAAAUGCUGUUUGUUUAGUUGUGUCAUUUGUAAAUAUUUAGCUGCAAUGCACAAUGUGUAGAUGAUUAAACCACGGGCAGGCCCCAGUGUUCAUACCUUUACAAUGGAGAGAUGCCAAGAACCCGUAUGGACAGUGUGAGUUGCCUGGAGCAGUGUUCACGUGGUAGAGAAGGCAGCAUCCUCUCUCGCCCCUGCUGCAGUUCAAAUGGUCUCUGGCAUAUAUAUAAUAUGAGAGUCAAAAUAAUGACUGUUUUUUAAGAUUACAGAAGUUAGAGUCAAUUUAACAGUUAACUGUAAAGCUUACUACUAAUGUUUAUAUUAUUUUUGUAAAUAACUAAUGGAAAGGGGUUCUUGACGUGGUGCUUUUCAGUCACUUACCAGCCAAACUGCUUUCUGAGACUAUUAAGAACCUCUUACUUUGUGCAUUCUUGCCUGAUUCUUUCAUCUGCCCAGCAAAGUGCCUUAGGUUAACUUGGAUGAGAUGUGUGUGAAAGUAUGUACGGGAGAAAACAGAAGACAGAGGAAAUGAGAAGGGGUGGGAGGAAACCCGUGGGGACGGAUUCCCAUUCUCAGCCUGAUGUUCGUCAUUGCCCCGUCACAUCAAUGCAAAAGGUCCUGAUUCUGUUCCAGCAAAACAUAGUGCAAUGUUCUCAGAGCGACUUCAGGAACAAAUUGGGCCCAAGAGCUUUAACUCUGUCUUAAAAUAUAACAGAGUUUCUACUUUUUUUUUUUAACCCAGGGCCACAUGUUGAGAAUAAACUAGCAAUGUUGUUUUCCACCAGCAUCUCUUGUGAUAAUACAGUAAACUAAACCCCAGCAAUCUGGCCACAAGGAAAGGCUAUUUACAAAACACUCAGUCUUGUUAAUUUCUUCCCAAUCACUUUUUCAGAUGCUUGUCAUCACAAAAGACUUUUCAAACUUUGGAUUUUAAAUUAACUUUGUGUCACUAAUACUUUCAGUUUAUUAAUGUGUUUUUUAUUCCUAUUUAAAUUUUAGCUCAUGUUAUUACCAUUAAUUUAGUUUCUUCCUCCUCAUUUGCAUUAUAAUACCCUUCUCCCUGUCAGAGUCCUGGUCUGUGAUCAUCUUGCCAAAUUUUAAAAUCUACACAAAGAGUAUAUACUUGCACUAUUUAUAGUGAAAUUGUGUCCAGUAGCGUUUCUAAAAAUGUUUGAUUCAAAAUUUGAACAUAUUGACAAAAGUUGGUAAGAAACAAACAUGAUGUCUUAGCAUAAAGAAAAUCAAUUUAGGAAAAGGUGCUACUGUUUAAAACAUAUUUUUGAGUAUUAAGGACUGUAUAAUAAUGGACAAAAAUAGUGUUAACCACAUGGAUGUUAAAACUUAAAAGAUUUAUAAAUGAUUUUAGACUGUUUUCUCCUUUAUAUUUGCUAAUAUGGGUGCAUGCUGGUAUUGACAGCUAACAAGAUAUGGCCAAAGGAAUACAGUUUAUAACAAAACAUGGCUAUGCUGUAGCUAACUUUAUAAAAUUGUAAUAUAACCAUGAAAAUAAUUAUAUAUUUUGUUUUUCUGUAGUCACUUAAAGUGGCAGCUACUGUAGUUGCUGAUUCCUUGUUAUGUAAAAAAAAAUCAAUAAAAAUUUAAAUUGUUCUA